ACAUAAGUGGCCAAUGAACGAUCGUACUUUUAACUUGAAUUGCAAAUGGUCGAUAACGUAGAUACGAAUACGAUCCUAGUGAACUGUAACUGUAACGUCAAAAAACUAUUUUAACACAUUUUAUUAACGAUUUUUACAAUUUACAAGAUGUCCUUGAGAGUAAGGAAAUUAGAGGCUGCUAGUAUAACUGAUCGUGAAAAUUUGGUCGAACGUCUCGGCAAGCCAGCGGCAAGAAAUGGACUUGUUAAAAGACCUGCACUUGGCGAAGUAGGUAAUAAAUUUCUUAAUCAUCCACCUAACCAUGCUGCUAAAAAACCUGACAAACAAGAAGUGAUAGUAAAAGCCGGGGUAAAAACUACAGCGGUAAAGCCGGCACCAAAGAAGGUGCUGCCAAAAACCACAAAUGCCAUCAAAAAUGAGCUUACUGUUACUUUAAAACGUCAAGAAAGCUCUCUUCUGAAGCAGACCGCUAGUACGCUCAGUCAAGAAGCAGAACAAGCCUCUUUCUCUAGCAAACAACUAAUGGCAAUCCUCGAUGUUGAUGCCAGUGACAAAAAUGAUCCAUCUCUUGUGACCGAUUAUGUACAAGAUAUCUUUCAAUAUUUACGUACAUUAGAAACGCAAUACGUCAUAAGGAAAGGCUAUCUGGACGCGCACCGAACUACUCCACGUAUGCGAAGUAUUGUCGUAAAUUGGAUGGUUGAAGUUCAUAUUAACUUCAGGUCUCUACUAGAAACCUUUCAUUUAUCUGUUUCAUUAUUCGAUCGCUAUCUUCAACAACAUAUGACAAUUGGUCGCGAAACACUUCAGCUGGUAGGUGUAACUGCAAUUCUAAUUGCUAGUAAGUAUGAGGAGAUGUAUGUACCAGAAAUUACAGAUUUUGAGUAUAUAUGCGACAAUACGUUUAGUUUCUCUGAUAUUAUUAAAAUGGAACGAGAUAUGUUGACCACACUUAAAUUCAAUUUAGGGCGACCAUUAUCUAUACAUUUCCUACGGCGGUUCAACAAAGUAGCAAAGGUUACAUCCGAUCACCACAAUCUCGCUAAAUAUUUACUAGAGAUAUUUUUGUUACAUCACGAGUUAUGCCAUAUUGACCCAUCACUGCAAGCUGCAGCCGCCUGUUGCUUGUCUAUUAGUAUUUUAAGCGAUAUAUCAGAGCCGAGUAAAGUUUGGACACGGACCUUAGUUUAUUACUCCUCUUAUAAGUACUCCGAUAUUAAACCUGUGCUUUUAAAUUUAGCAACUUUCCUUUUAAAAAUGGAGAAGUCAAAAUUCAUUGCUAUAAAAGACAAAUAUGCCAAUUCAAAUUACGGAAAAAUUAGUUUAAAUCCAAAACUACAAGGCCCGCUUGUUAAGAAACUUGCACUUCAGUCUUGUUCGAAAAAUUAAUUUAAUGUGAUAGGAUUUGUGUUAUGUAUAUGUGGACAAGAACAAUAGUUCAUUAUUUUAAUUAUAAAUUCUUAGACAGUAACCUCUAGUGAUGAAUAUAUUUAGUUUUAUAUAAAUCCAUCGUAUAGCAAAUAAGUUAGUCAUAGAAAAAGUUAAAAAAUGGAGACCAGUACAGAAAUGCAUAUUGAUUGAUCUAGCCUAUUUACAAUUUUGUAAGCAAACAGCAAUCGAUAUAUGUUUCUGAUUUCCUAUUUUAAUAAUUAAGUGUACAUGAAAAGACUGUGUUAUAUAUUGUAUUGUACUGUUGGUGGAUGCAGUGUAGAAAUUUACCAUUUUUUUAUUGUUAAAUAAAUGCUCCGGCUGUAUUGCAAUAUUUUAAUAAAUUAUUGCUACCA
This is a messenger RNA of Photinus pyralis (common eastern firefly), 1784 nucleotides long. RefSeq names its product G2/mitotic-specific cyclin-B. Gene Ontology annotation, cellular component: cytoplasm; nucleus; cyclin-dependent protein kinase holoenzyme complex. Gene Ontology annotation, biological process: regulation of cyclin-dependent protein serine/threonine kinase activity; mitotic cell cycle phase transition. Gene Ontology annotation, molecular function: cyclin-dependent protein serine/threonine kinase regulator activity. The transcript has 2 exons. Lineage: Eukaryota; Metazoa; Arthropoda; Insecta; Coleoptera; Lampyridae. The coding region runs from base 148 to 1389 and encodes 413 amino acids. The record is from RefSeq and is a predicted model, not a curated record.